AUGGCCAGUCAGGCAUCGCAGGGAGCAGAUCCUACCACUGCUGCGGCUAAUGCUGCCGCUGCGAGUGCUGCGUCACAGCAGCAUCCGGCAGGAGCACACGCGCAGCAGGUCGCGGGUUACCAGCAGGCAAUGCACAUGAUGCACGUGCAGGGAGGACACGUGGCGAACGCUGGUGCAAUGCCGCAGGGAUACCCUCAGCAGAUGCCUGGAUCGUAUCCGAUGUACGCCAUGGGUCCCAUGGGGCCGGUCAUGGUCAACCCUCAGAUGUACGCCGCUUACAUGCAAAACAUGCAACACAUGCAUCCCCAAUUCGCCGCCGCGCAAGCCGCCGCCGCCGCCGCUGCUGCUGGUGCCGGCCAGAAACCCGGCGGAUCAGCCGCAGCAGAUGGUGGUUCGGAGGGCGGUUUGGCAGCAGCAGGCUCGGCAGGAGCAGGUUCGGCAGCGGCAGGUGGAGGCAUUGACGCGUUUGCGAGUCUGCUGGGCAGCACGGAUCGUGCUCUGCUGGCGAAAGCGGGGGAGGCUGCCGCGCAGAAGAUGCACGUGAAGGGCUUUAAGGGACAGGGGGAAACGGGACAGGGAGCGACGGGGGAGACCGUGCCACAGCAACAGCAGCAGCAGCAGCAGCCGGAAGGAGGCCAACCUCUCUCCCCUGGCGCCUCAGCACCCGCGGCACACGCACCAGUAGCAUCUGCACCAGCAGCCAUUGCUCCCACAGGUACCCAUCCAGCAGCACCUGGAGUAGCACCAGGCAUGCGACCGGGGUUUCCUUCAGGAAUACCCCCAGGAAUGCCAGCAGGGAUGCCGCAAUACCCCCAGUAUGCUUACUAUCCUGGGGGAAUGCCCUGGUGGCCUCCAGGUGCUGUUCCAGGUGCCGUGCCUGGUGCUGCUCCUGGCUCAAUCCCCGGAGGACCUUCAGUGCCAGCAGCCCUGGCAUUCGAUCCUGAUGACGACUUUGGUGAUUUCUCCUCCUCCCCGGCGGUCCCCUCUGCUGCCUUCGCCCCUGCAGUUGCUGCGCCUGCACCCGCUGCAGCAUCUGGUCUAGGCAUGCCUGCAGCUGCCUCCUCCUUCCCUUCCUCCCUUGACUCUCAACCCCACUUUCCUGCUCCGGGCUUUGGCGCCUUUCCUGGCGCUCCUGCUGCUGCCGCUCCUGCCGCUCCUCCUCCUGCUUUUGCUCCUGCUGCUGCUGCCCCGGCAGCAGCUCCAAGCAAGGAGAUCUCGUUUGAUGAUGACGACGACGAUUUUGGAGAUUUCGCAGGGAGUGCUGCUGUGAGUGGGAGUGCGGCGGGCAGUGGGAGAGGGGAUUCUGCUGCUGGUUUACCCACCGCUAUGGGUACAGUCUCCGCUUCCCCGGAAUUUGUGGGGGUAGACCUCAGCAGCACUGCGGUUACCCCUGAUCCUUCGAUUCGCCUGGAUGAGUCGGGGGCGGGAAAUCCGGUGUUGGUGCCGAGUAAUUCAGUGGCGGCAGCAGCAGAAACAGCAGCUCUGGCAGCGGCAAUGUCUGAAUCCCAUGCUGCUGCCGCCACUGCUGCUGCUGCUGCUGCUGCUGCUGCCGCUGGUUCUGAUGGGGUUGCUUCUGCUGCCGCUGUUGGUGUUGCUGGUGGUCCGAUUCCCCUCUCUCUCUUCGGGGAUGACGUGGCAGUUGCUGAGCUGGAGAACGCUGAGCUGUCGCUCGGGCCGUUCCCUUCCACUGGCAGCAGCAAGCUGUCAGACCAAACUACAGGCACAGGCACAGGCGUGGGAGUAGCAGAAACAGCCAAGGACGUAUCCACCACUGCUGCUGGCGCUGCUGCGGGUGCUUCCGCUGGUGCUGCUGGUGGCGGGAAGUCCGGGAAUUUAAUGGAUCUACUGUCGUCUCUCUAUGGAAGCUCGUCUGCAGGCACUGCAGCAGGCACAGGAGCAGCAGGAGCAGGAGGAGCAGCAGGAGCAGGGGGAGGAGCAGCAGGGGGAGCAGGAGCAGGAGGGAGGCUGGGUCAGACGUUUUCAACCGGGCGAGUGCCUCUGGCAAUGGCGUCUGCUGCUGGGUAUGGUGGUUUGUUCGGCCUGCUCUCCCCAGGAACCCCCCCUACCGAUGUGCCUCUAAGGGGUUCGAUGAGUGACCAGGUGGGGCAGAGAGGGGGGGGACGGGGAGGGGUGGGGGGGUCGCUGUCAGGGGAGAGUGGGGAGGGGUGGGAGGAGCAAGGUGACGGGCCGGCGGGCGGCGCGGGUUUGUCCUGUGCUGCAGUGGACGGCGGUGGUGGUGGCGCUGGUGGUGGCAGCGAUGCCAGCAUCACCGCCGCCCUAGAGUCCGUCCUUCAGCCCACAGUGAUCCGCCUGCCCAACGAAGCUUCUCAAAAGAGAUGGGAGGAGACACUACAGGAGCUGGCGGAGGGGGCGGAGAGCGUUGCUCGGAACGAGUUUGGGCGGCUGAGUGGGGAGCUGGUGAGGGAGGGACGGAUGGAGGAGGCGUAUGCAUGCCGGCUGCAUGCUGCAGCGGUGCAGCUGCUGCCUGACUGCCAGGGACAGUACUCCAUGGCUCUGGGGGAUGGCCGGGUGGAGGCAGCAGCUGCUGUGAGGGAGGAUAUCAAGCGAAUGGAGACUGUGUUGGGCAGCCCUGCAGCAGUGGAAGGGUGGAGGGAGAGGAGGAAAGCAGUGGCGCCUUCAGUGUCACCAAGCCAGCACGCAGAUCAAGUCGGUGGUGACAAUGGAGCCCCAGCUGCAGGAGCUCCCGCUACAGCCGAGACAGCACCUGCUACAGCCGGAGCAGCGGCUGAGAUCAAGCCGGGGAGGGACUUGGCCUCUCUGCGGUGGGACGAGCGGUCGGUGAGCGAGAUGGGGGAGCUGCUGGGACGUAGCAAGGGGGACGCCAGGGCUGCUGCGUUUGAUGGGGAAUUCAAGCAGGAUGAGAUCUGCAACAUGGCCGCCCGCGAUCUCACAGCAGCGCUGCUGGUACACCGAAGGGCUGUCUUCUGGUACAACAUUCUCUCGGCAGUUUCUGCAGCGGAGGCGGCGUCGUUUGUCCGGUUGUGGGGGGCUGUAGCGGCGCGGUGUGCAGAUGUGCUGGAGGCAGCAGUGGGCGUAAAGGAGAAAGCUGCAGCUGACAGCGCUGCAACGCUCUCUGCUCUGCUCGACAAUCCCAAGGCGCGUGACUAUUUCGCAGCCAUCACCCAGACCUACGGCGUGCUUGUAGUAAUUGCUGCUUAUGUGGAGAAGGUGCUGGAGGGUGCUGAGCUGGCGGCGGUGCAGCGGGCUGCUGAGCUGGCGCUGGAAGGGCGGCAGAGACACAUGGGGCUCAUGGGAGGCUCGGGGACUCUGCUGUGUGCUCUCACUCGGCUGCCCAUCUUUGCCUUCACUUCGGUGGCAGCAGUGGAAUGGUAUGGCCAUCGGUACUUGCUUCCUGUGGCCAACUUCUGGGCAAACCACAUUUCAAAUGCCAGCCCGUUGAUGCUUGUUGCUUGCUAA
This is a messenger RNA of Closterium sp. Yama58-4, 3438 nucleotides long. NCBI's taxonomy places the organism in Eukaryota, Viridiplantae, Streptophyta, Zygnematophyceae, Desmidiales, Closteriaceae. The record is from the annotation of a GenBank genome assembly.